Molecule: messenger RNA, 2877 nt
Organism: Indicator indicator
Lineage: Eukaryota; Metazoa; Chordata; Aves; Piciformes; Indicatoridae
Gene: ACSS1
Product: acyl-CoA synthetase short chain family member 1
Exons: 15
Coding region: 1-2025 (674 amino acids)
Cellular component (GO): mitochondrion
Molecular function (GO): AMP binding; acetyl-CoA synthetase activity
Source: RefSeq, a predicted model, not a curated record
AUGGCGCUGACGGCCGCCGGGGCGCGGGUGCUGCGCGCCCUCAGCCGCUGGCUCCCGCCGGGCCGGCUGCGUGCGGCCGGCCGGAGCUGCCGCCGCGGUGUGGGGGGCUCCGCGGAGCUGCCGCCGGGCGGGUACGGAGUCUGGCAGGAGCGGGCGGCCCGCGACCCCGCCGGGUUCUGGGCGGAGGUGGCGCGGGGGACGCUGUGCUGGGACAACCCCUUCCACACGGCUUGCCAGCCCGGCCUGCCCGCCGGCACCGCUCGCUGGUUCCUCGGUGGCCGCCUCAACGUCUCAGUAAAUUGCUUGGAUCAACACGUCAGAAAGUCUCCAAACAAAGUGGCUUUGAUUUGGGAGAGAGAUGAGCCUGGCACUGAAGUGCAUGUCACGUACAGGGAACUUCUGGAUCUGACAUGCCGCCUUGCCAACACCCUGAAAAAAUAUGGGAUAGAGAAAGGGGACAAGGUGGCCAUUUACAUGUCUGUGUCUCCCUUGUCUGUGGCAGCCAUGCUGGCUUGUGCCAGGAUUGGUGCCAUUCACACCGUGAUCUUCGCUGGAUUCAGUGCGGAGUCCUUAGCUGGGAGGAUCAUGGACUCUGGAUGCAAAGCAGUUAUCACCUACAACCAGGGACUCAGAGGAGGUCGAAUCAUAGAGCUGAAGAAGACUGUGGAUGAAGCAGUGAAGAAUUGUCCAAGCAUCAAACAUGUUUUUGUGGCUCAGAGGACAGAUAACAAAGUCCAGAUGGGUGACUGUGAUAUUUCCCUUGAGGAGGAGAUGGCCAAGGCAGCUUCUGAAUGCACUCCAGAGAGCAUGGACAGUGAAGAUGUGCUUUUCAUGCUGUAUACCUCGGGCAGCACAGGGAAACCUAAAGGAAUUGUUCACUCCCAGGCUGGCUACCUGCUGUAUGCUGCUCUCACUCACAAGUAUGUAUUUGACUACCAGCAAGGUGAUGUCUUUGGCUGUGUGGCUGACAUUGGCUGGAUCACAGGACAUAGCUAUGUUGUGUAUGGACCACUCUGCAAUGGAGCCACCUCUGUCCUGUUUGAAAGCACUCCAGUGUACCCUGACCCAGGUCGUUACUGGGAAGUGGUGCAAAGGUUGAAAAUUAAUCAGUUUUAUGGAGCACCAACGGCCAUCCGCUUGCUGCUCAACUAUGGAGAGGAGUGGGUGAAGAAAUAUGACAGAUCUUCCUUGAAGACCUUGGGAUCAGUGGGAGAGCCCAUCAACAACGAAGCUUGGCAGUGGUUCUACCAUGUGGUGGGAGAAGGGCGCUGCACCCUUGUGGACACGUGGUGGCAGACAGAAACUGGUGGUAUCUGCAUUGCCCCACGGCCUUCAGAGGAGAACGCUGAGAUCGUUCCAGCUAUGGCUAUGAGACCUUUCUUUGGGAUCGUACCGGUGCUGAUGGAUGAGAACGGAAAGGUUAUAGAGGGCAACGACGUGCCUGGUGCUCUCUGCAUCGCCCAGCCAUGGCCUGGCAUGGCAAGAACAAUCUAUGGAGAUCACCAGCGGUUUGUUGAUGCCUAUUUCAAAGCCUACCCAGGUUACUACUUCACUGGGGAUGGUGCUUACAGGACCAAGAAAGGCUACUACCAGAUAACAGGGCGCAUGGAUGAUGUCAUUAACAUCAGCGGACACCGGCUCGGCACCGCAGAGAUAGAAGAUGCGAUGGCUGAUCACCCUGAGGUCCCUGAGACAGCUGUGAUUGGGUACCCACACAAGAUCAAAGGAGAAGGUGCCUUUGCUUUCAUAGUGCUAAAGGAGCAGACAGCUCAUACAGACCGUGUCAAAGAAGAGCUCAAAGCCAUAGUGGCUUCCAAGAUAGCAAAAUAUGCUGUGCCUGACCACAUUCUGGUGGUGAAACGGCUUCCUAAAACCCGAUCAGGGAAGAUCAUGAGAAGGCUGCUGAGGAAAGUAGUCACUGAGCAAUCAAGCAGCAUGGGAGAUACCACCACGCUUGAUGAUCCAAGUGUUGUCAAGGAGAUAUUGGAUGCUUACCAGAAAUACAAGGAGAAGGGUUCCUUAUAACAAGGCAGCUCUGGAAUCUCUGUCCUCUGGAAAUGUGGCAGGGGAACAACAUUUUCCACUCCAGUGUAUUUUGAGAUGCAGAAGAGCGAGGAGCAAUCUGCAGUUCUGCACAGUCACUGAGCUGCCUUUCAUUGCUUUAGGGCUGUUGUAGAGCAGUUGCUGGCGGUUUCCAUUAGCUAUGAUGAAAUGUAAUACCAGCUGAGGCAGGAUGCAGAUGUUGAUGCUUCUCAUUUUAGUGUCAGUGUACAGGGAAAUGCUCUUCUACAACACUUCUGCUGUUUGAAAAGAAGCUGUGGGUUUCACUUCUUCAAUUUUACCUUCAGCUUGGAUAUCUGAGUUGCAGCAUCUGUAUUUCAUUGCAGCCUGUGGUGCCUUUUCAGCAAUGCUGGGUGUUCUAGUAGAUGUUCCACGUUUCACAUGAAGGUCAAGGUUAUGAGAGAAGUGAGAAGGACAUGGCUAGUCUGGUAAUUCUUUCUUGUGUUUACCCAGAUGUUCUAAUACCUCCUCUAGCUUUCCAUGUAAGGAUUUGUUCCUACCACUGUAUGUCCUAGGACUUGCCAGAGAUGGUGAGCUUCUGCCCCUUGCUGUCCCACCUAGGCAACCCAGCACUAGCACUUCCAGCUGCAAAUCUGAGCCACAAAGCCUCUCACUGGACUUCCUACAUCUCCACAAUGCAUUGCAAGUUGUGUAGGAGGGGUCUGGUCCCACAUGUUCUUAUUCUGUCUGGAGCCACGAAAAUGAGGAAGGGAGUGGAACAUCUUCCUUAGGAGGACAGACUGAGGGAGCUGGGGAUCUUCAGCUUGGAGAGGAGGAGACUGAGAGGUGACCUCAUUCAUGUUUAUAAAUGUGUAA